Cinclus cinclus is the source of this 2623-nucleotide messenger RNA. RefSeq names its product fibroblast growth factor receptor 2 (gene FGFR2). The record is from RefSeq and is a predicted model, not a curated record. Gene Ontology annotation, cellular component: signaling receptor complex; membrane. Gene Ontology annotation, molecular function: fibroblast growth factor receptor activity; ATP binding; fibroblast growth factor binding. Bases 1 to 2466 code for a protein of 821 amino acids. NCBI's taxonomy places the organism in Eukaryota, Metazoa, Chordata, Aves, Passeriformes, Cinclidae. The transcript has 17 exons. Gene Ontology annotation, biological process: positive regulation of cell population proliferation; positive regulation of kinase activity; fibroblast growth factor receptor signaling pathway.
AUGGUCAGCUGGGAUUUGGGUUGCCUUAUCUGCCUGGUGGUGGUCACCAUGGCUGGACUUUCCCUGGCUCGACCUUCGUUUAAUUUAGUUGUUGAAGACACCACGGUGGAACCCGAAGAGCCGCCAACCAAAUACCAAAUCUCUCAGCCAGAUGUUUACUCAGCACUUCCAGGAGAGCCGCUUGAGUUGCGCUGUCAAUUGAGAGACGCCGUCAUGAUCAGUUGGACUAAGGAUGGGCUCCCUUUGGGGCCUGACAAUAGGACAGUGAUUAUUGGGGAGUACUUACAAAUUAAGGAUGCCACAGCCAGAGAUUCGGGCCUCUAUGCUUGCACUGCUGUUAGGACCCUAGACAGUGAUACUCUGUACUUCAUUGUAAAUGUUACAGAUGCUCUUUCCUCUGGGGAUGAUGAAGAUGACAAUGAUGGGUCCGAGGACUUUGUGAAUGACAGCAACCAGAUGAGGGCGCCUUACUGGACACACACGGACAAAAUGGAGAAGAGGCUCCACGCCGUGCCGGCCGCCAACACCGUCAAGUUCCGCUGCCCGGCCAUGGGGAACCCAACGCCGACCAUGCGCUGGCUCAAAAACGGGAAGGAGUUCAAGCAGGAGCAUCGCAUUGGCGGGUACAAGGUCCGUAACCAGCACUGGAGCCUCAUCAUGGAGAGCGUGGUGCCAUCAGACAAAGGGAACUACACGUGCAUAGUGGAGAACCAGUACGGGUCCAUCAACCACACCUACCACCUCGACGUGGUUGAGCGCUCCCCGCACCGGCCCAUCCUCCAGGCGGGGCUCCCCGCCAACGCCUCGGCCGUGGUCGGGGGCGAUGCCGAGUUUGUCUGCAAGGUCUACAGCGAUGCCCAGCCCCACAUCCAGUGGAUCAAGCACGUGGAGAAGAACGGCAGUAAAUACGGGCCGGAUGGGCUGCCCUAUCUCCAGGUUUUAAAGGCUGCCGGUGUUAACACCACGGACAAAGAAAUUGAGGUUCUCUAUAUACGGAAUGUAACUUUUGAGGAUGCUGGGGAGUAUACAUGCUUGGCGGGUAAUUCUAUUGGGAUAUCCUUUCACACUGCAUGGUUGACAGUUCUGCCAGCUCCUGAGAAAGAGAAGGAAUACCCAGCCUCUCCAGACUACCUGGAAAUAGCAAUUUACUGCAUAGGGGUGUUCCUGAUUGCCUGCAUGGUGCUGACAGUGGUCCUGUGCCACAUGAAGAACACCACCAAGAAGCCAGAUUUCAGCAGCCAGCCCGCUGUCCACAAGCUCACCAAGAGAAUCCCCCUGCGCAGACAGGUGUCGGCCGACUCGAGCUCCUCCAUGAAUUCCAACACUCCUCUGGUGAGGAUCACCACCCGCCUCUCCUCCACUGCUGAUGCCCCCAUGCUGGCAGGAGUCUCGGAGUAUGAACUGCCAGAAGACCCAAAGUGGGAGUUCCCAAGAGAUAAGCUGACGCUGGGCAAACCCCUGGGAGAAGGAUGCUUUGGGCAAGUGGUCAUGGCUGAAGCGGUGGGGAUUGACAAGGACAGGCCAAAAGAAGCAGUGACCGUGGCAGUGAAGAUGUUGAAAGAUGAUGCCACAGAAAAAGAUCUGUCUGACCUGGUGUCAGAGAUGGAGAUGAUGAAGAUGAUAGGGAAGCAUAAAAAUAUCAUCAAUCUUCUUGGAGCCUGUACCCAAGACGGCCCCUUGUACGUGAUAGUGGAAUAUGCUUCCAAGGGGAACCUGCGGGAGUACCUGCGAGCGCGCCGCCCGCCCGGCAUGGAGUAUUCCUUCGACAUCAACAGGGUGCCCGAGGAGCAGAUGACAUUCAAGGACCUGGUGUCCUGCACCUACCAGCUGGCACGAGGCAUGGAGUACCUGGCUUCCCAAAAAUGCAUCCAUCGAGACUUGGCCGCAAGAAAUGUUUUGGUAACCGAAAACAAUGUCAUGAAAAUAGCAGACUUUGGUUUAGCCAGAGACAUCAACAAUAUAGAUUAUUAUAAAAAGACUACUAAUGGACGGCUUCCAGUAAAGUGGAUGGCUCCAGAAGCUCUGUUUGACAGAGUUUACACACAUCAAAGUGACGUCUGGUCAUUUGGUGUGCUAAUGUGGGAGAUCUUCACCUUAGGAGGGUCACCCUACCCAGGAAUCCCAGUGGAGGAACUUUUUAAGCUGCUUAAGGAAGGGCACCGGAUGGAUAAACCUGCCAACUGCACCAAUGAGCUCUAUAUGAUGAUGAGAGAUUGCUGGCAUGCUGUGCCUUCUCACAGACCCACUUUCAAGCAGUUGGUGGAGGACUUGGAUCGGAUUCUCACUCUCACAACUAAUGAGGAGUAUCUGGACCUCAGUGGGCCUCUGGAACAGUACUCACCCAGCUACCCCGACACGAGGAGCUCGUGUUCCUCGGGGGAUGACUCCGUGUUCUCUCCCGACCCGAUGCCUUACGAACCUUGUCUUCCCAAGUACCAGCACAUGAACGGGAGUGUGAAAACAUGAAAAGAGGAACAAAGAGGCAAGAACAUCAAGCUACCUACCGAGCAAAAGCUUUUCUCCAGGACCUUCAUGUUUCUGCUUGUACAUAGGAAAUAUGGAAAAACAAACAAACAAACAAAAAAAAAAAAACAAACAGGAAAAGGGGAAAAAAAAUAACCAC